CUCUCGACCCGCCUCGCAGAAAAGCGCGAGCCAUUGCGUUGACGUCAGAGCGAUGAUGAUGAUUGGAUUCCGCGCGGCGAGUCUAGUGCGCGUGAAGCGGCUCUUGUGAACCUCAGUAUGUCGAUGCCUUAAUAACAAGUGUUCAAUUUACGCGCCACUUCCAGGAACAAGAGGAAAAAGCAAACCCAUGAGAUGGUAGAAUAAAUCAUAAAGUAAUGGAAUUAGCUAAAAUGGGUAUGAUUCACCUCCAAAACCCCGGCCACCCCACAACGCUCCUGCAGAAGGCCAACCAAAUGCGGCUCUCUGGGACAUUGUGUGAUGUGGUCAUCAUGGUCGACAGCCAGGAGUUUCAUGCCCACAGAACCGUGCUUGCAUGUGCAAGUAAAAUGUUUGAGAUUCUGUUCCACCGCAACAGCCAACAUUACACUCUGGACUUCCUCUCACCAAAGACCUUCCAGCAGAUUCUGGAGUACGCUUACACCGCCACGCUCCAAGCCAAGCUGGAGGACUUAGACGACCUGCUAUACGCAGCAGAGAUUCUAGAGAUUGAAUACUUAGAAGAGCAAUGUCUGAAGAUCUUGGAAACCAUCCAGGUGUCCGAAGAAAACGACGCAGACGUGAAUAUGAACGAGAACGGCACUGAUGAUGUCGACGAACGUAGGAUCAAGUACCUUAAGAGUACAUUUAUUUCUAAAAAGCAUUCCGUACCGGAUGGCGGCUAUGGGUCCGCCGCCCGCCAUCGCCUGGCCCUGGUCAGCAUGGUCGACAAGAGAUCUUCAGAAUCCACCCAAAUGGGUGUCCCGGCCAUCAGCCCGACUAAGGAUGCUGUAGAGGGCCUAAUGAACAUUGGUCCAUCCAUGCUUGUCCGAGGCAACAUGCCACAGAGCUUUUCACAUACCCAUGGCAACUCAUCUCCACUGCUAGACAAGAUUAAGACAGAGAUGAUGCAGGUGGAUGAGGAGUUCCAAAAUGAAGGAAGCUUUCCCAGAAACACGGAAGGGGGCAGUGAAUCUAGGCAGCACCGGGACACCCCUGGAACCCCUAGCAGAGGCAGUGUCAUCACCAGCGCCCGUGAGCUCCAUUCAGCCGACGGUUCAUCGGAUUCUCAAGUAGACAAUGGCCACGCAGGCCUGGUGAACAUGGCCAGUCUGGCCGAUAGACAUUUUGCAUCGUUUUGCUCUAUACCGUCCAACCAUAAAAACGAAGGCAUGCUGCCGUUGCCCGUGUCCAUGGCCUCGUCGUUGCAUAUGCCGUCCUCCCUGGCCAUGUCGAUGGAUUUCAGUGCUUAUGGGGGGCUCUUCCAUCAGAGUUUGAUUCAGAGGGAGUUCUUGAGCAAGUUUGGGGAUUUUACCGCAAACGUGAAGCACGAAGCCCAGAACCAGAAAGAGCGAUGUGAGGUGUGUGAUAUGGAGCUGCCUGAUAAUGAAGCUGCCGAACAACACAGAAAGUUGCAUGGUGGAGUCAAGACCUUUGGAUGCGAGUUCUGCGGAAAGCAGUUUCUGGAUAGUUUGCGACUGAGGAUGCAUAUGCUCUCUCAUUCAGCUGGACCAAAAGCACUAGUAUGUGAUCAAUGCGGAGCUCAGUUUUCGAAGGAAGAUGCCCUGGAAGCCCAUCGGCAAACACACACAGGUUCAGAUAUGGCCGUGUUUUGUCUUCUGUGUGGGAAGCGCUUCCAGACCCAGAAGGCUUUGCAGCAGCACAUGGAGAUUCAUGCGGGUAUGCGGAGCUACGUCUGCAGCGAGUGUGACCGUACCUUCCCGAGCCACACGGCGCUCAAACGCCAUCUCCGCUCGCACACCGGUGAUCAUCCAUUCGAGUGCGAGUUUUGCGGAAGCUGUUUCCGUGACGACAGCACGCUGAAGGGUCACAAGCGCAUCCACACCGGAGAGAAGCCUUAUGAAUGUAACGGCUGUGGCAAGAAGUUUAGCCUCAAACACCAGUUGGAGACGCACUACCGUGUCCACACAGGUGAGAAGCCGUUUGAGUGCAAGCUGUGCCACCAGCGCUCGCGGGACUAUUCGGCCAUGAUCAAGCACCUGCGCACCCACAACGGCGCGUCCCCCUACCAGUGCACCAUCUGCCAGGAGUACUGCCCCAGCCUCUCAUCCAUGCAGAAGCACAUGAAAGGUCACAAGCCUGAGGACGUCCCACCUGACUGGAGGAUAGAGAAGACGUACCUGUACCUGUGCUACGUGUGAGACGGGUCGCAUUUUCAGGGACAAUUCACCUGAAGGUUUACUACUGGGCCAGGCCAAAGAAGGGGCGUGGUCAAAGUGAUGAAUGCGUAGUGUGGAUUUUUUUCGGAUAUUUUGUUGGUGUUUGCAUUGACAUGCAUUCGUGCACAUAUAUUUUUAGGAUGUAACUGCGUAACUGCACUCACAAACGUUUUAUGAGUGGAAAUGUGAUAUGUUGAAUGCCGUGAUGUGAAUUUUCAGAAAGAAUUAGUACGGUCCACUGUUAUGUAUUCUUGUUCCCGUCGAAUCUGUUGGUCUGCAUUCCACCUUGUUGAUAUGAGAAAUUCAUAGUAUUAUUAGACUUGUGUUGUAUUGCCAUUAAGAUUCCCUGCACUUCCGCUUUUUUAACAAAUUUAAUUUUGAAAAAUUAAUAUCGAGUCAAAUACGUACAUGGACCAAAGCUUAAAUUGAACACAAAUAUGAUGAAAUAGAAAAAAUGAACACAUUGGUGGAUGAAAUUAUGGCCUUUUUU
Molecule: messenger RNA, 2706 nt
Organism: Paramisgurnus dabryanus
Lineage: Eukaryota; Metazoa; Chordata; Actinopteri; Cypriniformes; Cobitidae
Gene: zbtb16b
Product: zinc finger and BTB domain containing 16b
Biological process (GO): regulation of transcription by RNA polymerase II
Cellular component (GO): nucleus
Molecular function (GO): DNA-binding transcription factor activity, RNA polymerase II-specific; protein binding
Source: RefSeq, a predicted model, not a curated record